AUGUUCGUGAGCCAUUUGGUUCGUUCUCUGGGUUUGUCUGCCCCUCAGCCUGGCCGUCGCUGCCUGAGUUCUGCUGCUGCUGCUGCAGCAGCAGCAGCAGCAGCAGACACAGCAGCAGCAGCAGCAGCAGCAGCAGCAGCAGCAGCAGCAGCAGCAGCAGGAGAAGGAGAAGCUACAGUGCUGUUCUCGGGGGCAGCCUAUGCGAAGGCUGGAGAUAUAUGGGUGCACCACGGUACCCUGAUGCGGGAUGUAGACUGCAGUGUAUUGGCAGAUGUUUUGACCCCAAAUAAACAAAAACUAAAAAGUAAAGGAAUUGAUAGUGUUGCCGCCAGAAUAGUUAAUUUAAAAGAGGUUUCGCCCUCUAUUACCCAUGAAAACGGGUUGAGAGGGGGGGGAGGGAGAGAGGGGAGCGAGAGAGGGAUUCGGGAGGUGGGGUUGGUGGUAGAACAGGGGUCCAUAGAAAACUGCAUAAUAUACAGCGACUGUCUCGUCAACGAACUCAUCGAGGGUUUUGCUGAGGUCCUCAAGGGCGCCACAUACACUGCUGCGGGGAUCCACGCCAGGGUCACCGCCCUCCGCUCGAAAUUCCCGGGGCAUGCGGAGAAGGUGGAUGAGUUUGCUGAGUGGUUGGCGGAGGCCUCUCAAUCCUGA
Eimeria mitis is the source of this 651-nucleotide messenger RNA. Its product is annotated as lipoate-protein ligase a, putative. The record is from RefSeq and is a predicted model, not a curated record. Bases 1 to 651 code for a protein of 216 amino acids. The transcript has 7 exons. Lineage: Eukaryota; Apicomplexa; Conoidasida; Eucoccidiorida; Eimeriidae. Gene Ontology annotation, biological process: protein lipoylation. Gene Ontology annotation, cellular component: cytoplasm. Gene Ontology annotation, molecular function: lipoyltransferase activity; lipoate-protein ligase activity.